CGGUUCUCUUAGCCAUUUGGCUCUUUGGCGUUGGCUGUCUUGUCGCCUUCAAGUUUGUUUCAGUUUCAGUUUGACCGUCGAAUGCAGAGAACGUCGGGACAACGCUCUUGCUAUAGCCAUUCGACAUCGGUCCGCUAAAAGAAACGGCCUGAAGCCAUAAAAAAGCGCGUGUGAACGAGAGGCCAACGAAAUAUUCAUAGCAUGAGUGAACACAGUGAGCGCUUUAAAUAGAAAACGCGAAAUAGUCAACUCGAAUGGAACGUGAGUGUAGGGAAUAAGUGCUGGGAAAAUCGCCGUCUAGAUUAUAGCAAAAUUGCCAUAAUAACCACUUGUGAGCAAAUGUGAAGCAAUGUAAAGAGCAAAAGAAAAUAUAAAAAUUAUUCUUCUUCUCAACCAACGUGAAAGUGAAUUCAACAAGGUUAACUUAAACAGCGCAGAGGAGGGAAAAUCAAAGGCCUGAUCAAUAAUAAAACGAAUUUAAAAAAUGUAUUCUUAUUAUUUAUGAUAAUCUAAAAUAAUCAUUUAAGAUAAUCAACCAUAUAAAUUUUUGAAGUGCAGUUAAAUUUGGAUAUAAUGAAAUAAAGAAAUGAUGACUGACAACGGUCAUGUAUAAAAUUGAAAAGUGAUUUUGGUGCACCGAAUCAGUACUCGAAAAACUGCAACGAUAGUUGUAUGUGCCUAGCGAGGCUACAUACAAUAUUAAAGUUUUAAAAAAUCGUCAGAUAAAAUUAUCUUGUAAACUGAGCUAACAAGAUGGGAAAUAUGGCGCUAAGACGAUCAGGAAAGGCUGUUCCCAAGUCGAAUCAAUUGGCAGAGAACAGUCCAAUACCGCUUUCGCUGGUACUGCUGCUUUUCUUUGCGCUAGUUGAUAGCACUAGUGCACAAGUUGAUACUACCAUUAGUCAGCAAGAAAGUCAUUCAGUUGUUCUACCGUGCCCCGUCAAUGCAGAAAAGUGCGGAAAACUCCAUUCGCUAAAUUGGUUUAAGGGCGAUGAACGCAUUGCUGCAAUGCUUCUUGGAGAUAGUAACGUCACGAGUGUUAAUAAAGAGUUUGACGAAAGAGUAACUGUGGAGCAAAACCCAUACAGACUAGUAAUUAAGGACUUAAAAAUAUCUGAUGAAGAUAUUUAUCUAUGUGAUACUACAUUUUUUAUACCAGAGGAAACUUGUGAUAACUUCAAUGGAUAUCGAAUAGAAUUGAGAGUGCUAGUGCCACCCACUGAGGUUGUUAUCUUGGAUGCAAAAGGAGAUCGAAUCGAGAACGGCAGUGUAGUGGGACCCAUGCAGGAACGUCAGUCCCUCAAAGCUACAUGUACUGUAAGGAACACCCGACCUCAACCUGAAGUGAGCUGGUUUCGUGGAACAAAGCGACUAACAACUUAUUCCCCCACUCACGACUUAAUCGAUGGUCUUUAUACGUCAACACUAGAGUUGGAUUGGCAGUUGUCCCGUGAAGAUCUUGCUCAGGAUAUUGAGUGUCGUGUGAAAUCUGCAGCCAUACAAAAUGUUACUGUAACUAAGUUUAGCGUGGAUUUACAAGUUCGGCCAACUAGUAUUAAUAUUAAUGGGGUAAAACAUCACACAGUACAAGGCAGCAAAGUGGUUUUAACAUGUGACAUCCGCGGGGCUCGACCAGCAGUAAAUCUUACUUGGUAUAACACAACUACCAUAAUAAGUUCAGACGAAAACGAACUAACUGAAAUUCGCACUAAAGCGCUUGAAAAAAGUGAUGGCACCUUUCACACUCAAUCCGAACUUAUUUUCAAUGCCACUCGAUUUGAAAAUGAUCACGUUUUUCGUUGUGAAGCUGAAAAUAUUGUUUUGCAAAUUAAUCGCGAAAAACCAAUUUCAUCUGCCCUCACGUUGGAAGUCUUAUAUCCCCCCGUAGUCAAAGUCAGUCCAUCUGAUAUAAUUGCCAAUACAAGUGAAAUUGUUCUACUUAACUGUGAAUACGUUGCAAACCCUGCUUCACUAACUAAAGUUGAAUGGUAUCGCAAUGAUGAUCUGGUAAAUGUAAAUGACACAACUCAUUAUAAAGGUGGUAAUUCGGAAAAUGUGGCUCUUGUUAUCCAAUCUACCGAAAAAGAGGACAUUGGAAAUUAUUCCUGUCAAUUGUCAAACAAUAUUGGCAAAGGAACUUCUGAACAUAAAAUUAAUCUUGACGUGCAAUAUGCUCCAAGUGUCGAGAUUCUAAUGAUACCAGAGGGGCCGGUGAAGGAAAGUGAUGAAUCAAAUGUCACUCUUUUUUGCAACGUGUUGGAUGCAAAUCCUUCUGUUCUUACCAAAGUAAGGUGGUACGCCAACUCUACACUUCUUAAGGAACUUCCAGACUGCGAAGAAUCAAGGGAGGACCUGUGUCACAUAGACCCAAGUAAGCUCUUGUUGGAGAGUAUUGGACGUGGCUUCUUCUACAAUUAUUCCUGUGAGGGAUUCAAUGCUGCUGGCUGGGGUCCACGAAGCGAAGAUAGAGAGCUGUUGGUACAUUACGAGCCCGGUCCUGCGGCAUUAUCUCAUUUUCCGUUAGUCGCCGUUAAGAAAAAGAGUGUGACAUUCUCCUGUUCUGUAGAUGAUCCAGGAUUUCCAGAAUCAAAUAGAUUUCGUUGGCUACGCGGCGGUCGGGGUCCUCUGCAGGACAUUGUGACGAAGGACUGGACGGUGGAGCCAGUGGGUCUGGAUAGUCGGACCAAUUAUUCUUGCUACGCAUACAAUGAGGGAGGCAAAGGUGUGAUGGCCACAGUAAACUUGGAGGUACACGCACCUCCGUUUUUCAUAAAGAACUUGCCACAGUACACGGGAAUUUUGCACUCCUUGUCAAAUGCAACUUUGACUUGUCGCAUCGAAUGCGUCCCGCGAUGCGACAUAUCUUGGCAAAAGGAUGGUGUGCCAAUAGAAAAGAACGACACCCGAUAUUUUGUAAAAGAAAAAUACAUGGAUGCCUCCCCCGCAACGGGCGAUUUUGAAAGCAUGCUAUCAGUCUUGCAUUUUAAUAUGCCCAAUUGGCCUGAUUCGAAAUUCAAUAUCGAGGCUGAUAAUGCAAACUACACAUGCGUAUCAACGGGUAAUAGCGUCGGCGGAAGCAUAAGGAGUCGCACCUAUUUUGGCAUUGAGUACGCACCUGAAAAUACGACGGUUUCGGAGAAUAUUGUUUAUGUACAGGAAGGCACAAUACCAGGACGCGUCAUUUGCAAAUCUCGAGCUAACCCAGAGCCUUCAUAUAAAUGGAUUUUCAAAAACCAAACUAUAGCCAAUGGCAAUGCAUUAAUUAUUAAUACUCCCAUGAACCGAAACGAUAAUGGAACAUAUACGUGUCGUGCGUUUAAUAAGCACGGUAGCAGCAUUGCGAAAACCGUAAUUGAAGUCCACUUUAAGCCACGUUGCGAAAUCGAGAGACAAGAAAUUGAUGACCAGGACACGCUCGUUUGUAUUGCGUACGGAAAUCCACUAGAUGCAGAUUUUUCUUGGUCAAUUAAAACUGAAAAUGAAACAGACGAAAUCUUAGGCAGCGGAAAAAAGGAAACUUCUGUGGAUAAGAGUUUUUACAUAUUGCAGACGGACUAUGCAAUAUCCAGGACUUACAGAUGUGUUGCAAAUAAUACUGUUGGUUACGGCCCAUUUUGUGAAAUUGAAGUAGCUGAGCAACUCGCAUGGUGGCAACUCUGGGAAAAGAACACACUGAUCAUACUCGUGGCUGCUAUCUUGGGAUUAAUGCUGACUGUAAUUAUAAUAUGUUGCAUAAUUAUAUGUAUUUGCCGUCGCCGCCGACGCCAGGAUAAAUAUCUCACGGAAGUGCCCAUAAGUUCUAUCCAAAGUGUAUUAUCCGAUCAGUUAGAAAUGUCACGAGCGGGUGGUAAUCUAUCAACACAGGAUAAAUGUACAGCCUUUUUGCCAAAGCCAUCUUCCUCGCGCUUCAUUGGUAACGCACCGAAAUCGCCACCGCGCUGGCCAAUUCGACCUGGAGUAAUGCUUCACGUAAGCAGCAACACCAAAGAAAAUCUGACUGUAAAUCGAAUGACAGCAAAACCGAACGCAUCUGGUAAUAGUGGCGACAUGAGCCAGUUGUCGGCCCAGUUGAAUGCUGUAUUAAACGGAAGUCGGGAAAACUCCGAUGGCACCAUCCUAACCGAGUUGUCUGCGGUGUCAAGGGAUAUUGCAGCAUCUGAGGUUUCUUCACUAGAAGCAGCAAACCGAAUGGAAGCAACUGUAUCGAUUACAGAAAGGAAUGCAUCUACAGCAGUGGCGCCCCAGGAAAGCUUAUCUUCCAAAACUCAUAGAGGUGCCCAAAACAAAUUGGAUCAUAUUUGGUCAUUGCUUUUUAAAAAAGCAGACGAUUGCACUCGGGAUAGUCAACGGAGCCAUGUUGGCCUUUUGCAGACAUUUUGGCGCGGGCUGGCUUCUAAUGAAAGCACUUCUGGAUUCGAAACUCAGCAUCGUUUGAAAGGAAUACGUUGCAGCGGAAGUGUAACCUACAAAAAGGCAAAAGAUUCUGUACAUGCAACGUCUGACGCAGCACCAAAUGGCGAAUCAUCCUUAACAAUAAAGCCCAACAACUGCCAGUCGUCCGUAUCAAUUCAAUUGCCUUCAAAUUUGAAAGAAAAUACAGCUCUUUUUUUAAUAAAAGAAAAAAGGAAUAAUUUUUCGCAGGAAAUAGAAAAUAUACCGUGUAAUGUUGCUCCUCCUGUAACGAGGGGAAGCUCUUUGGAACCUCCCCCGAGACCUGCACCUCCAUCAUUACCAUUGAAGAAUUUGUUUAAUAUAACCAGCUGGAACUGUUCUGGUAAUUCAGCAAUGAUCCCAUCCAAUAUACUCGAUAAAGAGCAAAUAAACGACAAGUCGUCUUCACUGGGGGAACCGUUGACGGAACCUGGCGAGUAUGAGAAUCUUCCAUUUCAUGGUCUGCAAACGGCACCUAACAAGUUCUCUACUACCCCUACAAAUUUUAAUAACAACACAAAUGCGGUGCGCGUUGCUCAAAGACCCAAGACACUGAUUGGAAAUAUCAAUCAGCCAUCUGUCGGCCAUUACCAAGAUUGCCAGGCCAUUCAAGAUCCACUAUUAUACCAGCAACAAUAUUCUUCCGAUCAGGACACACAAAAUGAUCAGAGAUCACAGUACAACACAAAGCACCGCCUACCAAAUAAUGUUGAAUAUAACCAAAGCCAAAAUAAACCAGAUUUUAAUAGCCUAAGCAAUGGCUUCCCUAAAAGUUACACUGAGUAUUACCAGCAGCAUCAGCAUCCGGAAAAAAUGCAAAUGCAAUUUCCACCAGGAGCAUCUCAAGAGUUGAACAGCAUUUCGCUAUCUAAUGUUAAUUUAUUGAAUGGCACAGAUCAUAUUCCACACUCGGCACUGGUUAAUAUUAACCCAUUCCUGGCGGCCUCUAACUUCAGAAAAUACGAUAAAAUGAGCGAAGAAUUACUUGGCAGUAUGCCACGUGCGAGGCACAACAAAGGCACUUUGAACUUUGAAAACAAAUUUUAUUCGCUUAAACAUCCAGGCGGAAACAAGCUAAUAAAUCGGGCCCUGGAUAAAGACUAUUCCAUAGGUGGUACCGCCUCAUCAACACCCUCCGGUACUGAAUAUACCUCCCUUUCGAAAUGCAAGAUGCACAAUUCCUUUAACUACAAUAGGCCCUGCAAUGUGGGCACGAACAUGCAGCCGAUGCGCUUAUAUGAUCCUUCUGCUUACCAGAACAUGGUUGUGGAGCACGGAGAUGAUCCAGAUAUAGAGUCUAAAAAAGGCGGCGGCAACCUGACUACUGUCCAAAUGCACACUCAUCCAGGCAAAGAUAAAAUAAAAAAGCAACACCAUUGGCAUCACCAACACCGGGAAAAAAAAGAUGAAGGUCUGGGUUCUGAUGUGCAUCAAGUGGAGCCUGAGCGCAUCAGCAUAUAUCGAAGCGACUCUGGAAUUUCCAACAGCUCUUACGAGUCACAAUUUUCAAAACCGAAAAAGGCAACCCUAAACACAUCCUCUGGCCCAUUAGUUCGAAACCAUGCACACAAAAACAUGGAACCCCAGAUCAGUGUUUUCGAUGCGUCCUAUGCAAGUAAUGUUUCUGAAAGCGCGCCACAAUUAGAUAAUAAAACAUCGCAUCAGUCCUGCACAGUGCAAAGUGUUACAUCUUCGCAUUGCAACCGUCCUCAGCCACGAAAUCGGUACAGCGAGGAGACUACUAAAAAUGAUUUCGAGCUGCAUCAACUGGGUCACCACUGCGUGGGGCCGGCUUCUCCGCCUUCAGAAUGCAUUAGUUUAGAUAGCUCCAGCAGAAGCGAAUAUUUUAAAUCGGCGGGGCCAGCCCAGUGUAGUAGUGUUCAGACACCGAAUGAGAAAAUCCAACCGCUCGCUAUUAAUCCCUUUCCAGUUAAAAAUGGGAAGUAUGAAGCAUGCACCAGUAACAAAACCAACAAGAAACAACGAAGACAAACCAUCAGCAACCCAUACGAACAUAUCCAAAGCCACCCAUAUGCAAGACCUGGCGACCUUUGUGACGUCUCCAGAAAAUUCCAGAGUACCAGCUCAGAAACCUCUAAAGCUUACAAUUCUGGCUCCAAAUCUGACACGAGUGCUCCUAAAACAGCAGCGCCAGAGCCAGAGCAUUCGAAAGUCAAGAACAAAAAAAACCGGACUGGCGCCAAUAGAGAACAUUAUGAAGAAAUGCUAGCUUCAAAUAACUCACAGGCGUCAAGACUAGGUUCUCUAGCCGACAUCGAUGAUUUUCCGUCCGAGGUUCCGUCGAACGCAUUGGUAGCUAAUCCCGUAGAUGGCCAGUACGAUUGCUUAGUGGUGCGACGACCAAUGCGCAUGCCGUUGCGUAAACAUCACACCUUCCAUUUCCAAAGCACUCAGACGGCCAACGGCAAGCUACAACAGCUGCGGGAGCGAAUGCAACUUCAGCUACACGAAAGUAGGAAGGUCGAUCAAGGUCAAGAGUUUCCACUGGUGUUUGAUGCGCUGGAAUUAAGUGAAAAGCAUGCCUUCAAGCCCAUUUCACCAAUACCUACGAUAAGCAAGUCGGCAGUGCAGAGUACAAGGGAACAGGAUCAACUCGAUUGUCCUCCGCAACAUGAUUCUGCACGCCAUUUGCAAGGGGCAGAAGAUGAUGAAGACCUUGGAUACAGUUUCUGUGAAGAAGAAUGCGCUGUAGAAAACGAUAUAAAUCCCACCUCAGACAAUCUUAUUACUGCCCCGCCCAACAGCUCCUGUACAUCGAAGGCUGUUGAAAACGCGACUCCAAUAAAUGCCAACAUUUUUGAUGAUGAAUUCAUUUAUGCUGAUCUCGAGAGUCAACAUUACGGACCUAUCAAUUACAAGGCGGCUUCACUAUACUCACAAGUAAAAAAAAACAAGAAGUCAGGCGCUCUUGAUGAAUUUAAAUAAUCUUCUCUUUUGUUUUGACAAUGCAUUUUAAAUAAAAA
Drosophila erecta is the source of this 7415-nucleotide messenger RNA. RefSeq lists its product as uncharacterized. The transcript is spliced from 28 exons. The record is from RefSeq and is a predicted model, not a curated record. Bases 754 to 7377 code for a protein of 2207 amino acids. Lineage: Eukaryota; Metazoa; Arthropoda; Insecta; Diptera; Drosophilidae.